AUGUCUGUCCCUUCUCUCACCAGCUACGUCGUCAAGCGACCAUACCUCAAGCGCUGGCUCCAGCCCAUUGCUGAGUGGUACACCAACGCUGCCGGAUACCGCCGUCUCGGAUUGAGGGCCGACGACCUCAUUCCUGAGGAGAGCGAACUCGUCCAGCAAGCUAUUAAGCGUCUUCCUCCCAAGGAGGCCUACGACCGUGUCUUCCGUCUCCGCCGCGCUUUCCAGUGCUCCAUUUCCCACACUCUUCUUCCUGCCGAAGAGCAAACAAAGCCUGCUGAGGACGUUGAAUAUCUCAGCCCCAUCAUCCGCGAACUCCAGAAGGAAGCCCAGGAACGUGAGGAUUUGGACAACUUGAUCGUGAAGCGAAAGUAA
This is a messenger RNA of Talaromyces marneffei, 372 nucleotides long. RefSeq lists its product as uncharacterized. The transcript has 4 exons. Lineage: Eukaryota; Fungi; Ascomycota; Eurotiomycetes; Eurotiales; Trichocomaceae. The record is from RefSeq and is a predicted model, not a curated record. Gene Ontology annotation, biological process: mitochondrial electron transport, ubiquinol to cytochrome c. The coding region runs from base 1 to 372 and encodes 123 amino acids.